CAUGGCCUCCCUGUAUACACUAAUCCUAGCAGCUAUAGUUUUUGACACCGGAUUCUCUCAUGUUUUUGAAUUCGGAGAUAAUAUGGAGUUGGUGUGGCCACCUGAGUACCACUUCAAAGGCGAAAGGACUGGUCUUACAACUGGACUCAUAGAACCUUUUGAAAUAUGGUACAGUUCAGAACACAAUAAAUCCCGAAUUGAUUAUUACGAUGGAACUGUAACUCAAUACUACAUCGGGAGUAAUGUAGACGAAGAUGGAUACGAAUAUAAGUCUUUUCCUGUAUGGACGGAAGAAGAGCAAAACUAUAGGCUUUGCUUCCGGAUGCCUUUAGAGGAGGAAGUUACUAAUUUCCUACCAUCUGAUAACUUCACGUAUGAAGGUGAUACUACAUUUGACGGGAAAGACGUGGAAAUAUGGAAAAACUCAGAAAUAGACGAAUAUGGUCGACGAAUCGACGAUGUUCUUUAUGUAUAUCGUGAAGGCAAUUAUCAUCUGCCUUUGAGGUACGAAAGAAAGAAGCGUAUUAUCGCAACUGGCGCUUUGACCAAACAUUUUGUGUCCAUAUUUCACGACUAUAGCGCUCCAGAUGUGUCCAAAUUGGACGUGGAAAAAGACAAAGACUGCGAAGACGCGAAGGAAGCAGUAAUUGACUUCCAUAAAAAGCUGGAAUUAUUACAUCCUGACAUUUCCUCGCAUGUGGAUGAAGCUUUCGAUAGUUUUAUGAAACAUCACAACAAAAAUUACAAAGUCAGCGAACAUGAAUUGAGAAAAAUGAUAUUCAGAGAUAAUUGGAGAAAAGUCCGAGAACACAAUAAAAAGAAAUUGAGCUACAGAAUGGGCAUCAAUGAAUUCUCUGACAAAACUCCCGAAGAACUGGGAUAUUUAACAGCUACGAGGUUUAACAAUCACAUCCAGGGUACAGAGACCUUCCAGUAUACUGAAGCGGAACUUGAAGAUAUGGUCAAGGAUCUGCCAGAAAACUUUGAUCUCAGAAUCGAGGGAUAUAUUAGUAAAAUUAAAAAUCAAGAUUCAUGCGGUUCCUGCUGGGCAUUUUGCACCACUGCAGCCGUGGAAGGUGCUCUUACUCGGAACAAUGGAGGCCGACGAUUGGACCUCAGUGAGCAAUCGCUGGUGGACUGUGCUUGGGAAUAUAACAGUAUGGGCUGUGAUGGCGGAGAUUUGGAGGGUGCUUUCAAAUACGUGUUGAAGCAUGGCAUUCCCACUGAACAAGAAUAUGAUCUUUAUAUGGCUGAGGACGGCUACUGCCACAUAGAGAACGUGACAGACACAUACACAAUACGCGGCUUCGGUCUAGUUCCCCCAAACAGCGUGAACGCCAUGAAGUACGCGCUGUACAAGUACGGGCCACUCAGCGUGGGCGUACACGCUGGGGACAACAUGAUGAUGUACUCUAAUGGGAUCUUUUAUGAACCUGAUUGCAACAACCGACCACAGAACCACGGCGUGGUUGCCGUGGGCUACGGAGUCAGGGAUGGCGACCUUUACUGGAUUAUCAAGAACUCCUGGGGGGAGCAGUGGGGAGAAGACGGGUACAUGCUAAUAUCAGCUACGAACAAUAACUGCCAUGUGAUGGCAAAUGCGAUAUAUCCUGUUGUUUAGAUGUAGUUUUAAGUUUUAGCGUAAAUAAACACGUGCAAUCGA
Messenger RNA from Colias croceus (clouded yellow), 1663 nucleotides. RefSeq names its product pro-cathepsin H-like. Gene Ontology annotation, cellular component: lysosome. The record is from RefSeq and is a predicted model, not a curated record. Lineage: Eukaryota; Metazoa; Arthropoda; Insecta; Lepidoptera; Pieridae. Gene Ontology annotation, molecular function: cysteine-type endopeptidase activity. Bases 2 to 1621 code for a protein of 539 amino acids. The transcript has 13 exons.